This is a messenger RNA of Seriola aureovittata, 3197 nucleotides long. RefSeq names its product solute carrier family 6 member 7 (gene slc6a7). The record is from RefSeq and is a predicted model, not a curated record. Gene Ontology annotation, molecular function: L-proline transmembrane transporter activity. Gene Ontology annotation, cellular component: membrane. NCBI's taxonomy places the organism in Eukaryota, Metazoa, Chordata, Actinopteri, Carangiformes, Carangidae. Gene Ontology annotation, biological process: sodium ion transmembrane transport.
UUGACAGGUAAAAAGUGUGUUGAAUCUCUGAUCAUACCCAUGAUUACAGCCGGGUGCGGUCAGGUUUGGAAAGAGCAUGUCAUCAGUGGAGGCACUGCACAAAGGUGUUGUUUGUCAAAAAAAAGUCCAGUGUGUAACCACUCUGACAAAACCACAAACUGUUAUUUUUACAUCUCUGUGUAUGUAAGGGGUCACAAAGACCAGACAGUAGCUUUAGAAGUGAUGGUAUAUUUAACACUGGACAGAGACAGGAUAGCAAAACUCCCCCUCACAUAUUCUUUUCACAAUAACGUGAAUAGUUUGGCUACAGCCCCUUUAAAAAAAGCAUUUUUUCCUGAUAAGAAAUUAUCAAGUUGCCCACCCCAGUUAGCUGCCCUUGAAUUGCCCCUCUCAAAACAUCCUUGAAUCAACCCUGACUUCAUCUGAAAAAAAAAAAAAACUGCAGGUUAGGAGGAGGUGUCUUGUCCUCCGCCGUGUCUCUGCCGCACCUGCGCCCUGCCUCCCUGCGCUUCACCGGCCUGUUUCCUUAUCGUCAUCGCUGAUGCCUCCCUGCGGUGUCACUCUCCUUUAACGCCGACCGACGGCUGCUCUUUACCGGCCGCUAAAACUACACCAAAGUGCUGAACUUUCCGAGAGGACUUUUCCUUCUAAAAUGUGGACCACCGAGCGAUAAAUCAAAUAGUGAAGCGCCACUUCUGCCGCGGGGAAAUGCAGGACGACAGCGGCAAAGCAGCACCCGGGAGCCCCGCUGUAGCCAGUACAAACACAUCGCAGAGUUCAGGACAUUUGAACGGACAUACCGUUUCUCAAAAUGGCUACAACCCGACAGCUACACCUGUGCUGCAGUCACAGAUUGAAUCCAGACCUCCAAGUCCUGCACCCACUCCAACCCCAGCUGUCCCGAGGGAGCAGUGGGGAGGGAAGUAUGAGUUCCUGCUCUCCUGUAUUGGAUACUGUGUGGGACUGGGGAACGUGUGGCGGUUCCCCUAUCUUUGUUACCGCAAUGGAGGAGGUGUGUUUCUCAUCCCCUACUUCAUCAUGCUCUUUGUUACGGGUGUUCCACUGUUUCUCAUGGAGCUGAGUUUAGGCCAGUAUGGAGCGGCUGGCCCCAUCACUGUGUGGAAAUGCUGCCCUCUACUCAAAGGUAUUGGCAUUGGGAUGCUCUGUGUGUCCACGCUGGUGUGUCUCUACUAUAACGUCAUCAUAGCGUGGACGUUUUACUACCUGGGCAGCUCCUUCCAGAGCCCUCUGCCCUGGUCCUGUGAUGCUAUAGCUAAUGCAGGUAUCUGUAACAGCACUGGGAAUAGCUCCACUGGUAAAACCCUCAGCCCCACAGAAAUCUUCUGGAAUGAGCGAGUGCUGGGGGUAGUAAACAGUGAGGGCCUUCAUGACCCGGGCCGUGUCCGGUGGCCCCUGGCCCUGUGCCUCCUGGCCUCCUGGAUCAUCAUAUUCCUGUGUAUGCUCAAGGGCAUCCGCAGCUCUGGCAAGGUGGUUUAUGUCACAGCCACCUUCCCAUAUUUUGUGCUCAUCGUUCUGAUCAUCAGAGGUGCUACACUGGAGGGCUCUCUUCAAGGUGUUGCUUUCUACCUCACACCAGACUGGAACCGAUUAGCUAAUGCACAGGUGUGGAAUGACGCAGCCUCACAGAUCUUCUACUCCUUAGGCAUUGGAGUUGGAGGGCUGCUUUCUAUGGCCUCUUACAAUAAGUUUGACAACAACGUGAUCAGGGACACUCUGAUUAUCACAACAGGAAACUGCAGCACCAGCUUCUUUUCAGGAUUUGCUAUAUUCUCAAUCCUGGGUCACAUGGCAUGGAGGAAGGGAGUGCCUGUUGGAGAGGUGGCAGAUACAGGUCCUGGUUUGGCCUUUGUUGCUUACCCAGAAGCCCUUGCUCUACUGCCAGGCUCAGUGUUCUGGUCCAUCCUGUUCUUCCUCAUGCUCUUUAUGCUGGGGAUUGAUACACUGUUUGGAAACAUGGAGGGCAUCACCACUGCUGUGCUGGACGAGUUUCCACAGCUCAGACAAAACACGCUGCACAAGUCCUUGUUCCUGGGCACGCUGUGUUUUUGCUUCUACCUUUUGGGUCUCUUGUUAGUGAGUGAUGGAGGGAUUUACUGGUUCACUCUCAUUGACUCCUUCAGCACUAGUUUCGGCCUCAUCAUCAUCACCCUCUUCAUGUGCAUUGGCAUCUCCUUCUUCUAUGGGGUCAACCAGUUUUGUCAAGACAUUAUUGAUAUGAUCCGCCACUCCCCCUGGUGCAGCAAAGUUCUGCUCUACUUCAAAGCGUGCUGGGUUUUCUUCACUCCGUUUCUUCUGCUGUUCAUCCUGACGUACAUCUUCAUCGAGAUGUACAACACAUCGCUCCACUACGGGUCCUAUGUGUACCCACGGUGGGGUAAAGCGCUGGGCGUGUGCAUGGGUGCGACCUGCUGUCUGCAGAUUCUCAUCUGGGCCAUUGUGGCCAUCUGCAAGGAAACUGGAACACUGAAAGACCGCUUUCAGAAAGCGAUUCGACCUCUGAAUUCCUGGAGAGUGAACAAUUUGAACAGCACGGGGAGAGUACAGGAGCGCGUGGAGCCGGAGAGAGUGGAGGCUCCGUUCACUGUCACGCUCACAGACAUGGACUUCACUGCAAUGACGUGGGAGGCGGGAAGCCAGGCGUGACAGCAUGGAGAGCAGUGAUGAACGCACAGUGAUAUGUUGUCAAGAGAAAGAGGAAUUUAUCAUUAUGUUAUUUGCCCCAGCUAGGCUCUGGUGGCCGUGUCUGUGUGUCCUGCAGGGCAGUGUGGAUGAAUUGCUUUAUUUAUACUAUUAUGUAUGAUUGAAUAGUGUUUUUUAACUUUUUUUUACAUUAUGUAGAAUAUAAGGAAAGUUUGGAUUAUCCUCGUCUUACUUUUGGAUGAGCGUAAUUCUGAUGAUAUUUACUGUCAUAGUAGUGCAGAACAAUGAAUUUUCCUCUUCCAGCGGUCAACAGCGGCUGGGGCACUACAUUUUGUUUAUGUCUUGACUCUUAACUGUUACGCACCACACCACUGACCUGGAGAGGUGACCACGAUUCAUCAGCCCACCAGUGUACAAGGUGCUGAUGACACAGCCUCACAGAGUCAGGAAUACUUUUAAUUCAUUUUACUUUUUAACAUGAAUGUUUGCGGGAAAAAAAUAAUUAUUGCGAGAAUAAAUAAAUACAUUUAAAAAUA